Cyprinus carpio (common carp) is the source of this 561-nucleotide messenger RNA. RefSeq names its product large ribosomal subunit protein mL42-like. Gene Ontology annotation, cellular component: mitochondrial large ribosomal subunit. NCBI's taxonomy places the organism in Eukaryota, Metazoa, Chordata, Actinopteri, Cypriniformes, Cyprinidae. The record is from RefSeq and is a predicted model, not a curated record.
AUCGUUUCCCUUCCGGUGCACAUCAUGGCGUCGGGUCACAUCUUACUGUCUAUGGGUCACAUCAGCAGACUGGCGAACCUGUGUAACCGAGCAGCGAACACCAGCAGAAAUAUCAGACAGCUCGGAGCAGGAACUUUUCUGUCAUCUCACAACAGAUCUACUGUCAGAGGUUCAUCCAUUAAUGACAGCAGUGAUGUGGAAGUGGCAGUGACAUCUGAUGGAAACACAAUAGUGUGUUAUCACCCGACAGGAGAUGUGCCCUAUGAGCUCACACAGCCGAUCGUCAGGCCGGACGCGGUCAGUGAUCACGCAGAGACGCACGAGCAGGUGCUCAAAGCCAGACUUGGGAAAGAGGUUUUAAAUAAGAAACAGGCCCCGACCGUAGAGGAGCUCAGUAAGAUGUUUUACACCACCAAACACCGCUGGUUCCCCGUCGGACAGUAUCACUCCAGACGCAGAAACCCAAAUCCUCCCAAAGACCGAUAGUCCGGGUUUAUUCUGUCUUCUCUAAUAUUCUUUGUACAUGAACUGCUGCACGUUAAAUAAACCUCCCUUCAGCUA